AUGAUGACUCCGUGGUCGUUCGUCGCGCUGGCGUGCCUCGGGGGCGCGUCGGGGGGCGACGUCGUCGUCAGCGUCCGCGACCUCCAGUUCGUCGAGCACCCCUGCGACAACGACUGGAGCCCCUAUCUCGGAAGGCACGUGGCCCUCGAGAAGGUCUACGUGACGGCCGUGGCCUUCGGGCGCUUCGCCGUCACGGACGCCGCCGAGGUCGCGGCCUGGUCCGGCGUCGUCGUCGACGCGCCGCGCCUCGCGCCGGACACGCUGGGCGAGGGCAUGCGCGUCUCCGUCAAGGGCCGCAUGAUGGAGGUCGGCGGCGAGACGCGCGUCGUCGACGUCACGUCCGUCGUCGUCCACGCGGACCUCGGCGUCGCCGCCGUCGUGCCCGCGGACGUGACCACGGAGGCCAUCUCCGCGAACGUCGGCGAGUGCGAGCGGGAGCGCUGGGAGGGCUGCCUCGUGCGCGCCGCGGGCGCGGAGAUCCUCGCGGACCCGGACGCGGGCGGCGCGAUGAUCCUCGACGACGGCACGGGCCCCGCGGUGCUCAACGACGGCUUCCUCGGCGGCGGCGGCUCCGUGCUCGGCGAGCUCCGGGCCCAGUGGGCCGCGGGCGGCGGCGACGACGACGACGCGUGGGCCGUCGACAACGUCCGCGGCGCGACGGUCGACGCCGUCGUCGGCGUCGUCGUCAUGGUCGCGGGCCGCUACGAGCUCCUGCCCCGGCGGCCCGGCGACGUCGCCGCCGGCUCUCCGCCCGUGGGCUCGGGCCUCGCCGAGGUCGACAUCCGCGCCGUGCAGCGGCCCGCGGGCGACCUCGACGACGCGUGCGAUGGCGCGAGCGACGUCGGCGACAACUCGCCCUACGUGCUCCGCGAGGUCGCGACGCGGGGCUACGUCUCCGCCGUCGGCCGGGGCGAGUUCUUCCUCCAGCAGGGCGCCGCGGCGCGGCCCUGGGAGGGCGUCGCCGUGUCGCUCGGCGAGGCACCGGCGCCGGACUUCCUCCGCGUCGGCGCGGCCAUCAAGCUCGCGGGCACGGCCGAGGAGUUCGAGGGCAUGACGCGCCUCGCGCGCCUCGUCGCCGCGCGGCCGCUGGGCGGCGUGCCGGACGUCGACGUCGCGCCGUUGGACGCGAAGACGGGCUGGCUCGCGUGCGGCGGCGACGGCGCGCCGGAGGGCUACCCCGAGGCCCUCGAGGGCGUCCUCGUGCGGCUCCGGGACGUCGUCCUCGCCUCCGACGCGGACCCCGUCACGGGCAUGGUCGCCAUCGACGACGGCUCGGGCGUCGCGCGCCUCGACGACCGCAUCUUGGACACGGACGCGGAGCUCCAGCUCCGGUGGAACACGCUCGGCCUCGAGGGCCGCGAGCUCCGCGAGCUCGUCGGCGUCGUGACCUUUGCCUACGGCACGUUCCAGGUGUCGCCGCGGACGACGCGCGACCUCGGCUACGUCGGCGAGCCCACGCGCGGGCCCCGCGCGGCGGCCUACGCGGCGCCGCUCCGCGCCGUCGCCGCCGCCGCGCUCGCGCUCGCCGGCGUCGUCGUCGGCGCGCUGCUCGCGGGCCUCGCCUACUGGCAGUACGCGCGCCACCGGCGGCCGCAGCACGCGCGCGUCUUCUCCGAGUCCGUCGCCGGCUGCCUCGACGCGCUCUGCUGCUGCCUCGGCCGACGCGACGACGCGGCCGACGGCCCCAUCACGACGGAGUACUCCUUCGCGCCGCGGGGGGAGAACGAGCUCGUCUCGGAGCAGACCGCGCCGCGCGCGUCCGAUGCGCAUGACGACGCGCCGGCGCCGCCCGCCGACGACGCGCCGGCGCCGCGCGAGAGCUUCGCCGGCGCCGUCGACGCGAGCGGGUGCGCCCGCGGCCGCGUCGCGAGCCGCUUCCUCGGCAACGACCUCCUCGGCGGCCACUCUCGGUGUACGGCCAUCCCGCUCCUCACGCUCAUGGUCUUCCUCCAGUUCGUGCUCACGUUCGCCGUGCCGACGCUCCGGCCCUACCUCGACGCUCGAAUGCCCGCGGCGCUCGACGACGGCGCCUGGACGAACGUCGUCGCCUACGUGCUCGUGUGCUUCCCGACGGGCCUCGCCUUCCAGGCCGUCAGCGCGGGCAACGUGCCCGGCGCGCCGCUCUCGUGGUCCGCCUUCAGCGUCGUCGGCCUCGGCCUCUUCACGUACGUGUCCGUCCGGCGCUACGACGACUUCGCGGGCUCCUACGAGGACCGCUUCUUCCUGGUCGUGAACCCGAUCACGGGCGCCGUCGCCGUCGGGCUCCACCUCGCGAUCCUCGUCGCGGUGGCGACGGGGCGGGACGCGGACUGGCUCCAGCACUGGCGGCGGCUCCGCGCGGCGCGCGCGCGCAAGCCGCGGCGCGAGCCCCGCCGCCCCGGGGCGACCUUCGCGAUCCACCCGGGCUUCGCCGUCGCCGUCGACGGCGGCCGGCUCGUCGUGGGCCGCGUCGGCGGCGGCCGGGGGGGCGUGAAACUCUCCGACGUCUUCUUCGAGGAGGAGGCGCCGGCGGAGCCCGUCGCCGCGGCGCCGGCGGCGGAGCCCGUCGCCGCGGCGCCGGCGGCAGAGCCCGUCGCCGCGGCGCCGGCGGAGCCCGCGUCGGCGCCGCCGGCGGCGCCAGUGGCCAAGCCGCCACCGGCGAAGUCGCCGCGCCGCGCCGUCGCCGCCGCGCUCCGGUCGUACCGCGACGCCAUCGUCGCCGCGGCCGACGCGCGCGUCGUCGCGCGGAGCCGGCCCUUCGUCGUCGUCGCGGCGGCGCUCUUCGGCGUCGUCGUGCUCGCCUACUUCACGGGCUACGCCGUGCGGCACUGGCGCACGACGUACCUCGGGCGGCUCGCGGACAGCGUCGACGACGUCGAGGCGGAGCUCCGGGCCGCCGGGCUCGACCCCGCGGACUACGUCGGCGACCUGCUGCCCGAGGCCGCGAAGCUGCUCCGGACCGUGCAGCGCGACCUCAACGUGUCGGCCAAGGUCGCGGUGCCGCUCGCGUCGCUGCUCAUGCUCCGCGUCGCGUGGGGCGUCGUUCCCUCGUUCGACCGCGCGCUCGCGAAGCUCGAGCGCGGCGCGGCGGGCGGCCCGCGGCCGCCGCCGCGGCUCUCGCGGGCCGCGGUCCUCGCGCGGGACACGUCGGUCGUGGGCGCCCAGUUCUUCCUCAUGUCCCUGGGCUACAUCAUACUCGAGAACGCGCUCGUGUUCUUCAUCUUCGCGUGCGUCAACGAGUACCCGCGGGGCGUCCUCUGGGACCACCGGCUCACGCUCGUCGUCUUCGCCGCCGCGUCGGCCUUCAUGGGCUGCGUCGUCGACCCGCUCGUCAUGCACGGCUACUGCAGCGACGGCUACCGCGCGAGGCGGCCCGCGGCCUUCGCGGUGGCCUACGCGUCCUACGUCGCCUACGGCCUCCUGGUGGGCGCCGCGCUCUUCGUGUCGCGGGUGUUGACGUCCGUCGUCUUCUGCCUCUUCCACCUCGUCAGCCUCGACGUCUGCGUGCUCCCGGAGCGCUACGCGCACCUCGACGCGUCGCACGUCGCCUUCAUGUCCCUCGUCUACGCGCACCGCCGCCACCACGACGCGGCGCUCCACGUCGCCGCGGAGGCCUUCGCCGCGCGCAAGCCGCGGCACAGCCGCGCGCGGACGCGGUGGCACCUCGCGUACACGCUCCUCAAGAACCCGGCGCUCCGCCGCGACCGCCGGCGCCCGGGGCUCGCCGGGCCCGCGCGCGCGCAGGUCCGCCGGCAGAGCGCGGCGGGCUCUGCGGCCCUCGAGCUCGCCGUCGCGGCCAUCGAGCUCGUCUAG
Messenger RNA from Aureococcus anophagefferens, 3792 nucleotides. RefSeq lists its product as hypothetical. The record is from RefSeq and is a predicted model, not a curated record. Bases 1 to 3792 code for a protein of 1263 amino acids. The transcript is spliced from 3 exons. Lineage: Eukaryota; Pelagophyceae; Pelagomonadales; Pelagomonadaceae.